GAAAAACAUGGGAGAAAUGGUCCCAACCUACUUCACUUGCAUCAUUGGUUUGGUUGCAUGAGUGGCUAUUGGCUCUGCUUUUGGAUUUUCCUUCAAAAAUGUACUAUAACUCGAAAACCAUUUUUCAUUCUUUUAUUUUUUGAAUUUUUUUAUAUAGAAGACCAAAACAAUUUUGUUCUCUUUCAUCAAUACCUUUGAACUUUGAAGCUUCUCCGAGGUGGUGUGUUCAAACAAUGAUGAUGCAACCUAUGAAACUGUCAAAGUUUCUGUAUUUGAAAGAAAGUUCUUUUUUGAAGUUCCAGGCUUCUCUAAUAACUGGUCAACGACUCAACGUUCAGAUUUGGUCAAGGUUUAUAGUUCAGCUUGGAAGAUCAAGGAGGAAAUUAAAGUUUAUAGUUAAGCUUCCAAUUUUGGUGUUCAUGAUUGUUUCUGUAUAAGAAAAUCAUUGCCUAAGGGAGAUUUGUGCAAAACUUAUAUGCUAGUGUUUGGCCUACUUAGCAUGAACAAUGUCAAUCCUGUGUGGCCUUCCUCUUCUUGAGUGUGUGUAUUGUCUCGGUUGCGCUCGCUGGGCUUGGAAAAGAUGUCUUCACAAUGCAGGCCAUGACAGUGAGAAUUGGGGCUUUGCCAACGCCGAAGAGUUCGAGCCGGUCCCUCGCCUUUGCAGAUACAUCCUAGCUGUGUAUGAAGAUGAUCUUAGACACCCCCUUUGGGCACCUCCUGGUGGUUAUGGAAUCAACCCAGAUUGGCUAAUACACAAGAAAACAUACGAAGAUACUUGCGGAGGCGCUCCACCCUAUAUAUUGUAUAUUGAUCAUGAUCAUGCUGAUAUAGUUCUUGCCAUCAGGGGCCUAAACUUGGCAAAAGAGAGUGACUAUGCAGUUCUUUUGGAUAAUAGAUUGGGGAAGAGGAAUUUUGAUGGAGGGUAUGUUCACAAUGGGCUAUUGAAAGCUGCUGGAUGGAUUUUGGACACAGAAUGCAAGGUUCUGAGGGAGUUGGUGGAAACAUAUCCAGAUUACAGACUUACUUUUGCUGGACAUUCACUUGGAUCAGGAGUUGCAGCUAUGUUGACCAUGGUGGUGGUGCAGAAUCGCGAUAAGCUUGGAGAUAUUGACAGGAAGAGAGUCAGGUGCUACGCCAUCGCACCGGCUAGGUGUAUGUCGCUAAAUUUGGCGGUGCGAUAUGCAGAUGUCAUCAACUCUGUUGUGUUGCAGGAUGACUUCUUACCAAGGACAGCCACCCCAUUGGAAGACAUAUUCAAAUCUGUUUUCUGUUUGCCAUGCCUAUUGUGUUUGAGGUGCAUGAGAGAUACAUGCAUAUCUGAGGAGAAGCUGCUCAAAGAUCCAAGGAGACUCUAUGCACCUGGUCGCCUUUAUCACAUUGUUGAGAGAAAGCCUUUUAGAAUGGGAAGGUUUCCCCCGGUUGUAAGGACGGCGGUGCCUGUCGACGGAAGAUUCGAGCAUAUAAUCCUUUCAUGUAACGCCACGUCUGAUCAUGCCAUAAUUUGGAUAGAGAAAGAAGCACAAAAGGCUCUAGAUUUAAUAAUAGAGAAAGACCAUGAUGCCAUGGAAAUCCCUGAGAAACAAAAGAUGGUGCGUCAAGAAACAAUGACUAGGCACAAAGAAGAACACAGAGCAGCACUACAGAGGGCUAAGACAUUAGAUGUUCCUCAUGCUUAUACGCCACCAUCAGAAUAUGGCACUUUUGAUGAUGAGAAAGAAGAAGAAGAAAAGAGCUCAAGAAGAAGAUUAAAGGGUGGUUCUUCUUCUUUUGGUUCAACUCCUAAUAAAACCAAUAAUGCUAGUGAAAGCUGGGAUGAGUUAAUUGAACGCCUUUUUGAUAAGGAUGAGCAUGGCCACAUGGUGCUGAAGAAAUAAUGGUAAAUUUUAUGUAUCAUUCUAAUUGAAAGCCAAAUUAGUUCAUUCUUUUGUGAUUUUUCCCUCUUUAUGUGUAAUUUUAGCUGAAAGAUGGAACUAGAAAUGAAGGUUGAUGAAUUUAUUUUGAAA
This is a messenger RNA of Arachis stenosperma, 2003 nucleotides long. RefSeq lists its product as uncharacterized. The transcript is spliced from 6 exons. The record is from RefSeq and is a predicted model, not a curated record. Gene Ontology annotation, biological process: lipid catabolic process. NCBI's taxonomy places the organism in Eukaryota, Viridiplantae, Streptophyta, Magnoliopsida, Fabales, Fabaceae. The coding region runs from base 507 to 1874 and encodes 455 amino acids.